GAAUGGGACUUUUCUUUGUGGGUAAUUUCUUCUUGUCUCGAGUAAUCCUCCUGUCAUUUCUCCUAUCUUUGACUGAGUGAGCCGAUUGCGGUGGAUGUGAAACGGACGGUGCGACUCUCGGGUUCACAGUCGUUCCUCUCUCCUCGCUGUUUUCAUGUGCAGGCAGCUGACGGUGAGGACACCCAGCAUCACCGGGAAGCGUCGGAAACACUGAAACCCGCCUGGUAACGGUGACGGUGCCGUUUCUCUUUCCGUGUCUCUUGGUCGCAUACAUGAGCGGAAGAGUAGGAGACCUCAGUCCUAAACAGGCUGAAGCACUAGAACUGUUUCGAGAGAGAAUACAAGACGUUCUUCCUCAGCUUCCUGCACAACAUGACCACUUCCUGUUGCGCUGGCUCCGGGCUAGAAACUUCAAUGUGCAGAAAUCUGAGGCCAUGCUGAGAAAGCAUCUGGAGUUCAGAAAACAGAUGAAAGUAGACACAAUAACCACUGAUUGGCGCCCACCGGAGGUGAUAGAGAAGUAUCUGUCAGGGGGGAUGUGUGGUUAUGACCGUGAGGGCAGUCCCAUCUGGUAUGAUGUGAUUGGACCGGUUGACCCCAAAGGCCUCUUCCUGUCUGCCUCCAAACAAGACUUCAUCAAGUCCAAAAUCAGAGACUGUGCAAAGCCACUGGGGAGCAAUGUGGAGUCAAUCACCAUGAUCUAUGAUGUUGAAGGUCUGGGUCUGAAGCACAUAUGGAAACCUGCUAUAGAAACAUAUGGAGAGAUCCUCCAGAUGUUUGAAGACAACUACCCAGAGGGUCUGAAGAGACUUUUUGUUAUUAAAGCCCCCAAACUCUUUCCUGUGGCCUACAACCUUGUCAAGCACUUCCUGUGUGAGAACACAAGGCUAAAGAUCUGCAUUCUGGGGGCGAACUGGCAGGAAGUUUUACUGAAGUACAUCGACGCAGAAGAGCUGCCUGCGAUAUAUGGGGGCAAACUGACAGAUCCUGAUGGAGACCCUCGAUGUCGGACCAGGAUAAACCAUGUCGGCCCAGUUCCCUCCUCCUACUAUGUGCGAGACCAUGUUAAAGUGGAUUAUGAGCAGUGUAUGACUGUCAGUCGAGGUUCUUCCCAGCAGCUGGACUAUGAGAUCCUGGCCCCAGGCUGCAUCCUCAGGUGGCAGUUUGCCAGUGAGGGGGCAGACAUUGGUUUCGGGGUGUUUCUAAAGACUAAAAAGGGUGAAUGGAAGAAGGCAGGUCAGAUGCUGGAAGUUUUGCCGAGCCAGCGCUACAAUGCCCACUUAGUGCCCGAGGAUGGGUCACUGACCUGUGAACACCCAGGAGUCUAUGUGCUGAGAUUUGACAACACCUACAGCCUCUUCCAGGCCAAAAGAAUUAGUUUUACUGUUGAGGUCCUGCUCCCAGACCAGCUACAGUCCUCACCGACCAACGGGAAGUCCAGCAGCCAUGUGCAUGCUGAAGGCAGCAGCCAUCUAUAACUAAGAAGAUGUCACAAUGUGCCACUUCUGAGUUGUUUAGCUGCCACUGGGCACAGCCUGAGAUAUUUGACUUGAAACAGGAACUGCAACAUGCUUCCAAUAUACAAAAUAUUAUUGGGAUGCACAUUCCAAAAUGUGAAGGGACUUAAAGUAGCUUUACACUUUGUUGUAUCUUUGUUGUAUCCAUUUUCAGGAGGACAUUACAGGAGACAAGAAUCUUGGGAAACAUGUAGUCGGCUGCUAACUAGCGAUACUGUCCCCUCAAAGCAAAGUGAGAGCAAACAAGCUAACACUACAUAACCCAAUUAAAUGUUGUCAAGGGCUGUUAUUAGAAAAUGAAACCAUUUUGUUUGGUCUUUGUUCAGCCCAGAUGGUAAGCUAGAAGCUAACUAACAAGCAAGCUAACCAUGCUAAAUUCAAGUGGUGUUAUUCUCCAAAGUCUUGUGCUUAUAAAACAAAUAAGGUUCUUGUUAUGGACUGUAGGUGCAUGGCCUUUUUUGCUGCAUUGCUGCCAUUUAUAUAUUCACCAUCAACUACAAUUUUCUUUCUGCCUUCAAGUUAAAGACAAUCACCUUUAUUGGCCAAGUAUGUUACACACAAGGAAUUUCCAGUACAGAACCGAGUACAGAAAGUUGCUACAUUGAGCAUCAAAUUAUAAUUUCCAUGUGGAAGUUCAUGCAGUAAUUUGUAAUGAGGUCUAAACAGUUAAAUUGUGUUCAUCUUUCUAUUCUUUAGCAGUUGUGCCUCUAAUGAACACAGAAAGAUGUCUGUCCCUCUUUGCUUAAUAAGAAUGGACUUUCAUCUUCAGGAAGCAUUCCUUUAAAAUAUUUAUUUUCACAUUUGUAAUUUAUUUA
Molecule: messenger RNA, 2332 nt
Organism: Monopterus albus (swamp eel)
Lineage: Eukaryota; Metazoa; Chordata; Actinopteri; Synbranchiformes; Synbranchidae
Product: SEC14-like protein 2
Exons: 12
Coding region: 273-1478 (401 amino acids)
Cellular component (GO): cytoplasm
Source: RefSeq, a predicted model, not a curated record